AUGACCGUUCCGGACUGGGCGAGCACUGUGCAGGAGCUGAUCGACCAGCCUGAUGUGAGCAUAAAUCAAAAAUGCCAGAAGAUCAUGCUGCUGCUUCGUGAGCGACACCUGCUCUACGACUCUUUUGCGACCCCCAUGGACUUGAUCGUUCAUCCGAAAAAUCGUGGAGGUGCCCUCGUAAAUCCACACGAUGUCGUGUCCAAGGGCGUUCAAAUCUCUUCCGUUGGCUGGGAUCGCAUGAAGUUGCGAGAAGCUGUAGCCAUCGAACUUCCGAGGGACGAAGGACUUCGCAAGCACUUUCUCGAGAUCAACACCCGCCUUGCCGAAAUGUGGGCAACUCUUAGCUGUUCGCACACCACUGCCUUCGUCAAAGCGAUGGCCAGCGGAUGCGGUCCCAAAUGUGGUUUGUCACUGGACGAGUGCAUGCAGAGUGGGGACGACUUUGCGAAGCUUCUCAAAGAAGGGUGGAGCUGGCGAGUCCUGGCGGCGGAGGUCGAGGAAAGGGUGCCAGCCUUGCCGGGGCUACUGCAGCAGGGCUUGAACUCGGACCUCGCGAUCGGCAAACCGCCUAGCGAACUGGAGGUCGCGAUGUGCAUCUCGCAGCUGUAUGCUGCCCAACCGGACGGAGCCAAGGACCUCGGGAAAGCGGUAGCAGCAGCAGGCAGCUCGAACCCUCCGUGCAAACCGUAUAUUUCGGCCAUUGCGGAUUUCGUUCAGCAGUUCGCAGGGGGUGAAUCCUUCAAAGUUCUGAAAUAUAUGGAUGCCAUGGCCCGGUCUUAUGCCGGGAGCACGAUGCUGGGCGCCGACUUCACGAAAUGCCUCGCAUACACCGACUUCAAAAUCGCUACCACGAGAUAUCACUGCACCAAUGCAGUCAUCGACGGGUUCAGCCGCCUUCUGACGAAGGCGGACUUCGAUCGUUUGAAGUCCAAGAAAAGCGAAGCGGAUUUGGUGAAAGCAGAAGCGCUGAUGCAACAAGCAUGGGCAGUGGUCGAAGCCGAAGCUUCCGACAAGGCACAUCUUCAGAUGGCUUUCUGCCGCUAUCAAAUACGCAUCAUCCUCUACAUGCUCGGCAAGCAGACGAAGGGCAGGGAGGCCAAGGAGUACGACUCCCUGGCCACGUUGUCGAGCAUGUUCAGCCAGGAGACCUUGCAGGUUCAGCCCGGGCAGGCUUCCCAGGCUGCAGCUUCUUCAGGGGAGCAGGUCCGAGACCUAGAGGCCUCGAAUGAUCAGACUUUGAUCGCAAAGCAGCAGAACAAGCAUGUGAAGGUUGGCCAGGCUUACUUGAUCAAAAGGACGGAGCCCGUGGAGGCUGACAAAGACAAAGUCUUUGUUUUGAAGGACUUGCAGCAGGAUGGUGCUACCUUGGAGCAUCGGCCUUUCUUUGGCGAGCAGGUGCAGGUCGAGAAGGUGGCUUUGCAGGACCUCAAGCAACUCAAGGAAUGGACUAAAGCUGUGCCUGCUUUGGUCGAGGAGGAAGCUCUUCAGAAGCUCUGGCCCGGUGAUUCCGAGAUCUUCCAGGACGAGCUGGCACGAGCAGAAGACCAAGGGCUUCUCUACAAGAAAUACUUGGAGUUUCCUGACAGCAGACAGUUGGGCGAUCCAGACGUCCGGCCAAGCAACAACGGCUUGCUGUUCUGCAACUGCUCCUAUGCCAAGUUUGACCUGCAACUCUAUCCUUUGGGGCAGCUGCAAAAGGUGCAGAAGCCUCGCCCCCAGGAUGUUGUCAUCCAGAAAAAAGGAAUGAAGCAUGACUGCUACGUUGUUUCGCCCGUUCGCUGGGACAUCCAGAAAUCAUCCGGUUACUUUUGCCCGUACUGGAUGAUCAAGGAAGCAACGGAGAGCCAAACGGCUACCCUCACCAGAACCACGAAGAAGAUCGGCGACAUGGUGGUGCCUGUUUACCAGAACAAGGUUGCAUUGAAGAUGGGCGACCAGCUGCUCCUGGAGCCGAAGACGGAGAUCUCCAGCACAGUGGAUGUGCAGGAGAUUCGCUUCGCUUUUGGCUUCUGUAUUCGUGCCUCUGCAGCUUCUUCUGCCUGCAAGGUUUGGCUCGGCAGCAUGCAGGUCACUCGGCAAGUCAUUCUGCAGUACAAGGGCGGCCCCAAGGUCCCUGUUUCCGAGGGCCUGGUGCAUGUGGCGGACAAUGGCCAGCAAUAUCUUCGGUUCAGGCCGAGCAGCACGAGUCUGGCGAGAGCGGUGCUGGGGCACAUGGAGAAGUUCAAAUCCCUGAAAAACCCAAGCUUGAGCUGCAGCCCACAAGUGUCGCAGAUCCGGGAAACGGUGAAGGCCAAGAUCCUGGAGAUGGGAAGCAAGGAGCAGAAUCCGGAUGGCAGUGAGAGGGACAAUUUGUUCGAUGCUCCUGUUGUCCAUGAAGAGGAGGAUUCGGCCAAUGAAGUCACCGCCCGAAAGCUUCGCGAAGCUUUGGAGAGAGCACCAGAUGUUAUGAAGAUAGAUCUCGGUGGCAAGCAGGUGGAGGUCUUGAAGCCCAGGAAUUGGCGAGAAACAGACAUCUUGGUCAAGCUCGAAGAGUCCGACCUUGAGCAUGUCUUCGAUUUCCUCAUGGUCGAUGUGGACUCGGUGUACGAGAAGCCAAAGCGACCUUACGUCCGAUCUGGCAGGUUUGCGGGCAAAAGGAAAGCCGAUGAGGACGACAAGCAGAGCGAUUCCG
Molecule: messenger RNA, 2671 nt
Organism: Symbiodinium sp. CCMP2592
Lineage: Eukaryota; Dinophyceae; Suessiales; Symbiodiniaceae
Source: the annotation of a GenBank genome assembly